Spodoptera exigua (beet armyworm) is the source of this 8090-nucleotide messenger RNA. NCBI's taxonomy places the organism in Eukaryota, Metazoa, Arthropoda, Insecta, Lepidoptera, Noctuidae. The record is from the annotation of a GenBank genome assembly.
GCGGCACUGAGCGUCGGUAUUUUUGUGGCGGAACUUAUUUUCAUUUGUAAUUCUAAAUUUAAUUCAUUUUAAUCAAUGUUUAUAGUGUUAUUUGCAAGAUAAUUUGUGAUAACGUGUGUGAAAAACGCAGUGAUGGUUACUGUGGGCUGGUUCUGCUCUUUUCGAUGUAUAAAAGUAUGAUGGCGCGUGUUUGACUGUGUUACUGAGUGCUUUCUCGUAACAAAUUAGGACUUUGCUCGAACGAUAUUUGAGCGCUAAUAAUUCUAGUUAAUAUUCCUGUGUCUGUGUUAUUUAACCUUUCUGAAUUUGAUGUUGUGACAAUUAUAUCUGGAAACAUCGUUGUGCAAAAAAGGAUAUUAAGUUUUCGAUGUACUGUGGCUCAAUUAUGCACCAAGGAGACCGCCAAUCUGACGAUUUGCCUGGUGCAAAUAGCAAUCACUGACGCCACUAAACUGUACAGCGACGAGAAAACCAAGUGAAGUGCUUGGAGACGGGCGUAACCUGUUUAUAUUGGUUCGCCGUCACAUUUCUCAUUGAAUUAUUCUCAACAUUAUGAAAUUGGAAUAAAAUAUUCGCAUUUGUGUCGAUACGUGCGAUGUUCCAUUUUAUUACGUCAGACGCGUAUAGAAGUUGUUAGAUCCAUCUAAAGAUAUAAGAAUGGACGAAUCUGAGGAUAACAUGAGCUCUGAGGAUCUGAAGUCUUCUGACAGCCCCAUUACUGUCAAAGCAAAACCAAAGAAAAGGUCACUGAUCGAACGUGAACUUGAGACAAAUUUGACUGCUAGAGUAACUUCACCGGUGUCCACGUGUGAUGGAACCAGCACUAGCCGUUAUGGCAGAGCCCGUCGCCUCAAAUCUGAGAUUGAGCAAUCUGAUACCAAGAAAGCGACUACUGAUCUAAAAUCUCCAUUGUCCGAGAAAUCUCCAGUUAAGGUUCCAUCUCCAGUUUACAAGAUGCAUGCAUCAAACUCUCCUCUAAGAUCUGAACAGCCAAAAACAAUUGGAGUAGAAACUUUUUUGGAGAAUCAAAUUGAAAGUAUUUAUCAAGAGAACAUAUCUUUGAGCCGUUUUGCCACUGAGGAAGUUAAAAAGACAAGUCCAUCUCCAGCUAAAAAAUUCCCUAAGGUUUAUAUAAGGACAGACUUAAUUCAGAAAAGGGAGGCUGAUGAGAAUGUUACAGUUAUAAAGGACAUGUUUUCGCCAGGUAAAAGUGCAAGCAAGUCUUCCAAUACCCAUUUAAAUAACAUUCUAGAAAGGUCCUCAGAGAGGUACAAUAUAGCAUCCAAACAGCAGAAUGGAUUUUUAGACAAUUCCUCUGUUGUUAAAACUCUGGAUUUUGACAGUAAAAAGAAGAAAAAAGACAGUAAGGUUUGUCUUUCAAAGAGUGACUUGUUUGAUUUAGAAGCCAAAUGUGCUUACCAAGUGGGAGAUCUAGCCUGGGCCAGAAUGGGAACCUAUCCAUUCUGGCCGUCCAUUAUAACCAGAGACCCAGCAAAUGGGAUUUUUGUUAAAAAGAAAUUAUUUGGCCGUAUAGAACGUGACGUCAUUCAUGUUACUUUCUUCGGCGAUAACGGACGCCGUGGAUGGAUUGUGGAUACUAUGCUUCGGAAAUACCUUGGUCAGCUAGAGUUUGAGACUACAAGGGAAAACUUUACUCCUGAGGACAAGAAAAAAGAUCCGAGGCUGUAUGCAGCAUUUUUUGUGUCAGAAAAGAAACAAGCUCUAUGGAAUACUUCUGUGGAAGAAGCGGAGAUGCUGCUGAGAGAGCCCAAGAGAUUGAGAAUAGACAUCUUCAAUGAUAUGCUAGAAAAGUCAAGGUCCAGAGCAAAACAACAAAAGAGUGGUAAAAUUAGUAGGACAGACAGUGAUGUAUCUUUAAGUGAGAGUUUAUAUGAUAGCUUGUUCUCUGAAGACGAUGGUAAGGCAGACAGCACGGAACGUUCUAGAAACAGGACAAGGAACAAGUCUUUAGACGUUUUCGAAGUUGUCACAGCUUGCCUCGACAAUAUGGCCGCCAAAACUGGCAUCACGAAGAUCCAAAGACAGUCUCACAUGGACAGGUGGCUACAGAAAGCCAAGUCAAAAACCCCAGAGAAAACACAGGCGAAAUCACAAGUUCCUCAAAUGAAAUUAGAUGAUAAGAAAGAAACAAAAGUUAUUAGUUCUAAAAAGAAGAAGAGUUUGUCUCGAGUUGCUGUCAAAAAGCCUUAUAGUUUAAGAAAAUCUAUGACAGAAUCCCAGACUCUGUUGCCUUUUCAAAAUGAACAUGAUUAUAGUAAAGUUGAGGCUACAGAUUCAGAUCAUAACUCUACUGAUACUGAUAGCUGUAAGAAUUUAGCUGCACAAAAACUGACUGAGAAAGGUAAUGUAGAUGACCCUAUUGUUGUAGAUAGUCAGAGUAGUGAACAUGAAACUGAAGAAAGCCAAGCUGAUACUGAAGAAGUCAAUGCUAAAGAAACAGCAACAAAAGUAAAUGGCAAAUGUGAUUCUGACGUUGAAACUAUUAAUGAUGAUUCCCAGGAUCACGUUAGUAUUACAAGUACGGCUACGUCGCCUUGUAAAACAACAGACGAUGAACAAACACCAAAACAAGACGACAAAGAAAAAGAGCCAGCUUUUGAAAAUGAUGAAACCACAAAAGCCACGGUUAUUGACAGAGAUCAAGCAAUGAGUCCAGUAUAUGAAGAUUCAUUUGAUGAAAACAGUCAACAUACAGACAGCCAAAUUGAUGAGAGUGAAAAAUCGAGUGCUGAAAAGAAGCCAGAGUCUGUUGAAACAGAUUCGCAAGAUGAAAUAACAAAUGAUACAAUAAGCACUGAAAGAAGUUGCAUAUCUAUGAAUGAGGACAGUGAUUAUAAACCUCAAAAUUGUACUGAAUCUGAAGAUGAUAGUAUGAACGCUGAUAUUUUAACUGACGAUAGUAUAGAAAUGGUCAGCCUCGGUGAGGAACCCUCUAAAUCUAAUAAUGGUAUAGAUUUAUUGAGGGUUCAAGAUAAUAGUGAGAACGACGCAAAAGAAAAUAAAUUUACAACAAUUAAUAAAUAUCAUUCUCCCGAAAACAGAGAAAAUGAGGUUUUUAAUCUUAAUAUUAAAUCUAACAAUGCAAUAUCAAUAUCAAUCGAAUCUAAUAAUAGAAUGACAAGUAUGAAUAUUGUUGAAACUCUCAAAGAUGCUAAAGCAAUGAAUGGGCAUGUCAGCGUCAAAGAAGUUGAUAUGGAUGUCGAUGAAGUUCACCUUCCUAGUCCUAAACCUCAAAUUGUCGAAAAUGGCUUCCAUGAUGCAGAGAAACAUAUGAAUGGCGAUGUUGAUUCAGAUGUCAUAUCUAUCCAUUCAGAAGAUAGUGUAUCCUCUACAAAGUCAGAUGGAAGACGGAAAUUACGUUCAAGACAAAACAAGAAUCAGGACAGACCCUUAGAAAAUCCAGAAUUCGUGAAAUAUCUUGAACUAAGACAAGAUGCGAUAAUGGAUGAGAAUCCAGAAUUGAAUCAAGAUGAAAUAGUAGCUUAUUUAUAUAAAACUUGGCUCUAUGAACAAAAUUCUAAAUCAGAUGAUAAGAAAACCGAGGAUCUACGAGAAUUAAAUCUUGUCAAAGGACUUAACCCAGAGCCAAUGGAGAAGAAGAAAGCGAAAGAAGUUGAUCAACCGAAACAAAGACAUUCACAUAGGAAAAAUUUAAGCCUAAACAGAAAUAUCAUGCACAGAUUUUUGCAAAGAAAAACUAGAGAAAAGCCGGUAGUUGAUUCGAUAACGGACAGUGAUACGGAAAGUGUUAAAGACGUUGAUUCACAGUCAGAAGAAGAAUCGCCUAGAUAUAGUCCUAUAUUAAGUAAAGCAGAUAUUGAAAUGCAAACUGAUACACAAAGGUCAAUGGAAGAAAAAAUAGCUGAAGAUCGUUCACAAGAUGAAAUUAAUAGAAUAGAUACAAUAGCGGUAAACAACCCACAUACAAGUAAUAUAGUAAAUGAGAGCAUACAGACUGACAAAAGUGCAUCACCCGUAACAGUUAUUGAAGUUCAAAAUAAACAAAUCGAUGAAACUGAGAUUGCGUUAGGGUCACGUGUUGUCGCUCCGAUAGAUGAGCAUAUCAACGACGAUGAAAAUGAAAAGAUGAUAGAAAAGGAGCUAGAAACAAUACUUUCAAAAGCUGAUGACGUCAAUAAAGAAAUACAACCAAUAGAACCGUCGAACGCAGUACCAGUAACACUGCCUGAAGAACCAGAUGAUAGGCUUAAAAGCGAUUGUGAUACAGAAUCUCUUAAUUCAUUAGAUAGUGAAACACCUCUUAUUAAAUGCAAGCUACGCUCCAAAAGCAAAAGAAAUAAUUCACAAGAUGUAAAACCCAGAGAUGAUGAAGACACCAUGUCUAUUAACUCUGAAGGAAGCGAAGUAUCAACAAAACGCAAAAAGAAAUCUCAAAAGAGAGUAGAAAACGCCCUUGACGACCCUGAAUUCGUUAAGUACUUAGAACUAAGACAAGAUUCUUUGAUAGACGAGAACCCAGAACUAUCCCAUGAUGAAAUCGUCUCUUAUCUGUAUCAAACGUGGUUAUAUGAAGAAAAUACAAAAUCUGAAAUUAAAAAGAAUGACGAUAUAGAACAAUCUGGUUUAGUUAAAGGCCUCAAAGAACCUGUACAACAACAGCCCAAGAAAGUUAAACGUAAAGCUAAAACUGAUAAAGAAUCAGAAAAAGAGACCGAUGAAGAUGCCACGGUGAAAGAUAAACCAAGACGGAAAGUGGUAAAGCCUUAUUAUAAUGAAGAAUUCUCUGAUGUCGAAGAAGAACUUGAAGUCUUUCCAAUAUUUAAUCCAAACCAACAGAGACUCAAUGAAAACGGAGAAACAACUGAACCAAUACACGAAGUAAAUGACAUUGAUGAAGUAGAACUUUACUUCGAAGAACUAGCACGGCCGAAACCUAAUGUUUUCAAAGGACUUAUCAGAGAGAAAGUUUGCGAACUAUGCGAGAUGACUGGAAACCUAGUCAAGUGCAAAGGCUGCAAUGGAAUGUUUCACGUAGAAUGCGUUAGUAAAGAAGUUGUAGAAGUUGAAACUCCAGCCCCGACUAGAGGGAGAAAGAAGAAGAAGAGGCCAGGAAGGAAACCUAAGAUCUCCGAUGAAUUCGACAGCCAAGACGAUAAUACUCAGAAUGUCUCCGAAGAAAACGCGUCAAUAGAAGAAAUUUUAGAAUCAGAAUCUCAUACGGUCGACGCGGAAACUUUAGAAGCACAAAUCGAGGCUAAAAUGAAAGAGCUAUUGGAAAACGAGAAGAUCGAUUACGAUUCUUAUUCGAGUGACGAUGGCUGCGAUUGGAGUGAAACGAUACCAGGAAAAUGCGAGAUAAUCGAUAUAAAACUAAAACCGAGACGUUCAAAUGAGGUCGAUUAUUCGAAUUUCAAAUGUAAAAAUUGUCAAAAGUAUGAUGUGCCAGUGUGUUUUGUGUGUAAAUCUGCUGUGUCGAAGAAUGAAGAGACUUUGAGACAGAAAUGUCACGUUGCUCAUUGUCAUAAGUACUAUCAUUUGAAAUGUUUGGAUCAUUGGCCACAAGCUCAGUUUAAUGGAGGCGAACCAUCGAAAACUAAUAAGAAAAUUAAUGAGUAUUUCGAAGCGCUAACUUGUCCAAGACAUGUCUGCCAUACUUGUGUGUCUGAUGACCCGCGCGGUUGUAAAACGAGGUUCAGUGGUGAUAAGUUAGCGCGAUGCGUUCGUUGUCCAGCAACGUAUCACUCGUUCACAAGAUGUCUUCCCGCUGGUACGCAGAUUUUGACCGCGUCUCAUAUUAUAUGUCCAAGGCAUUAUGAGCAUAGGCCCGGCAAAGUACCGUGUCACGUGAAUACAGGGUGGUGUUUUAUUUGCGCGCUGGGCGGUUCACUUAUCUGCUGCGAGUACUGUCCUACAUCCUUCCACGCCGAAUGCCUUAAUAUUAAGCCGCCUGAAGGUGGUUACAUGUGCGAAGAUUGUGAAACUGGACGCUUGCCGCUGUACGGAGAAAUGGUGUGGGUAAAAUUGGGACAUUAUAGAUGGUGGCCCGGUAUAAUUCUACAUCCAUCGGAGAUACCUGAAAACAUAAUGGCGGUUAAACACAAUCUCGGAGAGUUCGUGGUACGAUUCUUUGGCCAGUACGAUCACUACUGGGUCAAUCGAGGACGCGUGUUUCCUUUCCAAGAAGGUGAUUCCGGACGUAUAUCAAGUCAGAAGUCGAAGAUCGACGCUGCUUUCACCACAGCUAUGGAACAUGCGCAGAGAGCCUGCGAAAUAUUGAAAGCUGCACAACCAAACGAGGAAGAAUCCCUAGACAUAGCAUCCUCCCUCUUACCUCCUCACUACGUGAAGCUGAAAGUGAACAAACCGUGUGGAUCUCUCUGCGGGAGGAAGCUUGAGGAUCCUGAGAGCUCCCUCACUCAGUGCGAGUGUAACCCUAACGAUGACGAUCCUUGUGGACCUUACUCGCAGUGUUUGAAUAGAAUGUUACUAACGGAAUGCGGGCCAACUUGCAAGGCGGGCGAUAGAUGCAAUAAUCGCGCCUUCGAGAAGAGACUGUACCCAAAGUUAGUGCCUUAUCGGACUCCCAGUAGAGGAUGGGGCCUUAAGACGUUGGAGGAUAUUAAAGCUGGACAGUUCGUAAUAGAAUACGUCGGCGAGUUAAUAGACGAGGAAGAGUUCCGUCGGCGCAUGCGCAGAAAGCACGAGAUCAGAGACGAAAACUUUUACUUUUUAACGUUGGACAAGGAGAGAAUGAUCGACGCCGGACCCAAGGGAAAUCUAGCUAGGUUUAUGAACCAUUGUUGCGAGCCAAACUGUGAGACGCAAAAAUGGACGGUGCUCGGCGACGUACGAGUUGGAUUGUUCGCUCUCUACGAUAUACCAGCUAACAGUGAAGUGACAUUCAACUACAACUUGGAGUGCGCCGGCAUUGAGAAGAAACGGUGUAUGUGUGGAGCCAAGCGGUGCUCUGGUUACAUCGGGGCCAAGCCUAAGCAGGAAGAAUCUCAUUCGAAAAAACCAAAACUACCCGGCAAACGGACAUACAAGAAACGAAAACCGGCAGAGGAGUCGCCUUCAACGAAAAAUAAGCCAAAAAGACCAAUCGGGCGCCCUCCUAAACCGAGAGAAUUGACAGAAAUUGAAAAGGACCUCCUAAUUAUAAGAAAUGCGACCAAUGGGAUAUCUAGCGACGAAUCAACUAGAAGUCUUAGCUCAGACUACGAAAGACAUCCGAAGGCCUUGAAAAGGAAACGGGUUAGCUUCUCAACUGAGGAAAUUAUUUUAUAUGACGGCUCAGAGUCCCCUAGCGUCAAAAAACAUAAACUAGAAGAUCGAACCGACGUUGGAGAUUGAAAAACAUUACUGUUAAUCUAUAGGAAAGAGAAAGCUAAUUUUUAUAUAGCGUUCUCUUUUCCACAGAUUAUUAUGUACUGCUUAAUAAGAGUGCAAGAAAGAGAUAGCUAAUUUGUAUAUAGCUGUCUCUGUUACACAUGAUUUUGAUGUUUUGAUUUGAAUGCAGCUUGAUUUAAAAGUUAAUCUGCAUACCUAUUAUAUUUAUCGGAAUAUGUUAAUUGUUAGUUGUAUACAUUAUGAUGUUGGUAUGUGUUGGUUUUGAUAGUAAUAUGUGUAUAUAUAUAUAUAGAGUUCUAUUUAAAAAUGGUAAGGACGCACACUAAGAUGCUUCCAAUUUAAAAUUAUCUUAUGAAAUUUAAUUUCAGUAAUUUAUUCUAAGUCAACUUAGUUUUUCUUCAGUGUUGGAAUCCUAGUUAUGAAGAAUAUACUACUUAUUUUUUCUAACUUAUUCUUUUUAUCUUUUUUUUUGAUGACUCUAUGCCCAGCUCAGGCCCACAUGCUAUUUAUUUCUUUAUUUAUUUUUAAUUCCUUGUGCUCGAAACCUAUAUGGAUGGACAUAAUACCAGUAGGCCUACCAUGACGUGUUUAAACGUCAAUCUUCCGGGCGAGAAAGAGGGAUGGCGCUAUAGAAGGUGUAUAGCUCCAUCCCUAUUACUCGCUCAUACCCAUAUAUGUAUGGUGGUAGGCAUAGUAGGUGCAUUAUUGUAGGUAUACCAUAAAAUUUCCUUUAGUUUUGAUUUAGUAUAGUGGCUUAU